CUGAACAUUAACAAACAGCCAACAAAGAGCACUGUGUCAGCCUCAGCGAGCAACUCGAAGCACAACUAACUGACAAGUAUGGGACAGAACCAGGACAAAGUGGAAGGACAGAAUGGCUCAGAGGAGACAGGUCGUGACUCCGGAGGUGCCAGCACUGAUACAGGUGAUGUCAUAGACGGAGGAACCUCCUGUGCGGAGGAGACUGAUAACCCUGGUGAAUCUCCACUGAAGCCAAGUGAUCAGUGCCUGGAGGAGAACGCUGAGAUCACUCCAACAACACCUUCUACUGAGAAGUACAUCCAACUCUGCACAAGUUUUUUUGCUGAAAAUGAGGUGAGACAGGGAGGAGCUGCAGGAGAGGGAGGAGAAGGAGGCAGGACUGAUCCACUGGUUCCUCAGGGCAACAGCCCGAACCAAAAGAGUGGUGGGGGAAUAGAGCAGAGACCCAAAACACACAGCUUGCACAAAGCAAAGAAGAAAGAGGAUACAGUGACUGAAAAAGAACUUCACAUGUCUUCACAGAUAAAGCUGGAAGAUCAGAACAAAGGAGCAAUUAGGGUUAAGGAGAACCAAGAUGGACACUGCCCCUCUGGAGAACAGUUUGGCCUUGCUGUUGGAGAAACUGUUGCCAUGACCACAGUGGAUGGAUAUGCCUUCGAGGAUACUGACGAAAGCUCAGUGAAUGUGAAGCUCAGCAGAUUUGGGGCUAAUGCAGGUAGUAAUGGAGUCGCCUGGAGAUCAGAGGGCGACUUAAUGAAGUCUGCUCAAGAAAAUCAGACUGAGAUCACAAUGACUGAGGCUGAGGAUGACAAUACUGAGCACUGUGGCGGAACAGUGGGCCACUUGACCAGAAUGAAUAAACUGCCUCCAGCUCAACCCCAGCGUCCUUUGCAAAACACAAGUGACAUCUUGGAUUGUGGACCACCUCAAGAAGAAGCAAAAAUUUAUAGAACAGUUGAAACGUUUGGGUGUGUUCAAGAUCUCAAAACUCACUGUGAAGUGGGGUUAAUUUUAAAUGAAAUCUCUUUUGGGAAAAAAACCACCAUUGAUAACGAAGAAGAACUUGUCGGGAUCAACAGACACAUUCAAACAGAAUCUCUUAACACCUUCACUGGCACUGAAGACACACCUUUGAAAAAACAAGAAAAUCAAGAGGCGCUUCCGGGUUCAACAUCAAAUCUACCCCCUGAACCCAGUUUGAUUUUAGAAAAGCUGCUGAAGAGAAACAGAAAGGAGGCAAUUCCUGUUCUCUCAAAAAUCAAAGAUGCUGAUACCGACAAGGACAAUACUGAUGUUCCUGUGGAGGUCAGUGCAAAGAGAAUCCAUGAUUCUGUAAGAAAGAACAGAGACGGCAGAGCAACAGAGACAACCAGUGACAAGUUUUAUUCAGAUGUAAAUCUGCCUUCGUCAGUGCUUGAUGUCAAGGAGACCUCUAUUCCAGAAAAACCUACGGGGGCAAACUUAGCAUCAGAGGAUGUUCUCAGAAAAAGCCCAGUGACACAUGCAGGCACCACUGGCAACAUGACUGCAGAUGUACUUCAACCUAGAGUGACUGGAAAUAUGUGCAGAAGUUCCCAUCAAAAAGAUGACUGUCAGAGUGAGGAAACUAAGACGACCCCAAAUACAGGCUGCUCUGAAAGCAUGGAUUCAGACAACUUUGAGUCAGCUCUGUCACAACAAAGAAUGUGCUGUGAAGAGAGCGGUACCCUCAAUGACAUCUCUCAGCCUUCCUCAGGCUCCAAGGUUAUCACUGAUGUUAAACCGCCAAGUAAAAAUUGUGAAGGCCAAAGUGCAGACUCGUGCAUUUUGCUUGAAGAAAUGACAGAUGGCACUACUGUUGUCCAUCAGAAAGGAACAAACAACAACAACGGGAGCAAAACCGCUGCAUCUGAGCUUCUAGAUGCUUCAAGAGUGAAGGCUGCUGGAGUAAGCGUGGAUGGUGGUUCAGAUCCGGAUGCAGCCUGUACAGUUUUCUCGGAAAAAAGACGCCUUAUUGUCUCUGACACAAAGCAAGAUGAAAAUCUGUGUCCUAAACAUGUGGCAAUAAACAACGAAAAUAUAUUAUCCUGUCCAUGUGAUAAACAGCCUGUCAAAGAGAAGAAUGAUGCGGUGUUAGGGAGUGAAAUAUCCCAGAGCAGCCCCAGACCUCGGCCUGUCUCUGGACUCAUAAAAGAAUCCAUUCGACAGCAUGAAAAGCUGCAGCAGCAGGAUUGGCCUAAAGCACCUGAAAUAAAACCCGAAGGGCAGGCCCACAGUGUGACGGUCGCACAGAUGAAGGCAGCUUUUGACUCGGCUCAGAAAUCCCCAGACAAGCUGGUCAAAAGGAAGCCGUCUGUGAGGAAAGGCAUCAUUGAGGAUCAAUCGGCUGUGUUGAUCAUGCUGGGCCCGGUUCAGCUCUUGUGUCGCAGCUUCAGUCUCAGUCUCAAUCAGGAUGGUCAUACUGUUGGAACAGGCCCCUUUUUCUCUUACCUAGACAAUAAUGAAGAUGUUGAAGCUAGUGCUGGUGUUGAAGCUUGUGACGGGGUAGGGGAGUUCGGGGAGUCCUCUCUGAGGGCCGUGGCUGAACCCUCCUCGCUUAAGUCCCUUUCACGCUGGGGCUAA
Molecule: messenger RNA, 2601 nt
Organism: Thalassophryne amazonica
Lineage: Eukaryota; Metazoa; Chordata; Actinopteri; Batrachoidiformes; Batrachoididae
Exons: 4
Coding region: 79-2601 (840 amino acids)
Source: RefSeq, a predicted model, not a curated record